Molecule: messenger RNA, 501 nt
Organism: Staurois parvus
Lineage: Eukaryota; Metazoa; Chordata; Amphibia; Anura; Ranidae
Source: the annotation of a GenBank genome assembly
GAAUGCAGGAUCCUGGGAGACCAGAUAUAGUGAAUGCAGGGUUCGGGAGACCAGAUAUAUUGAAUGCAGGGUCCUGGGAGACCGGUAUAGUGAAUGCAGGGUCCGGGGAGACCAAAUAUAGUGAAUGCAGGGUCCGGGGAGGACCGGAUAUAGUGAAUGCAGGGUCCGGGGAGACCAAAUAUAGUGAAUGCAGGGUCCAGGGAGACCGGAUAUAGUGAAUGCAGGGUCCUGGGAGAUCGGAUAUAGUGAAUGCAGGGUCCUGGGAGACCGGAUAUAGUGAAUGCAGGGUCCGGGGAGACCAGAUAUAGUGAAUGCAGGGUCCGGGAGACCGAUAUAGUGAAUGCAGGGUCCGGGGAGACCGGAUAUAGUGAAUGCAGGGUCCUGGGGAGACCUGAUAUAGUGAAUGCAGGGUCCUGGGAGACCAGAUAUAGUGAUGCAGGGUUCCGGGGAGACCAGAUAUAGUGAAUGCAGGGUCCGGGGAGACCAGAUAUAGUGAAUGCA